AGAGAUACCCUUCUCUUUCACAUUCACCCCCAAAACUCAAACUCAUAUCGAUCCGUUAAAUCUGAAAAUCCUGAUUGAUCGGACGGCCACCGUCUUCCGAUGGAAAACUCACCGGCCGCCGGCAUCUCUUCUCUGACGGAGCAAGCCAAGGAGCUGCAGGAGACCGCCUCGUCCCUCAUCUCCCGCACCUCCCGUGAGGAGGACGCGCUCCGCCAGCGCGUCGCCGCACUCGACGCCCGCAUCAGCUCUCUCCGCUCAUCCCUGCGCGGCUCCAAGGAUUUCGAUAAACUUGAUGAGGAGCUGACGAGAGUGAGGUAUAUACUGAGUGAGGGGGAUGCAGCGGCAUUCCUUCCGAGCAAAUCUCAUGGGAGGUUUCUGAGGAUGUUUUUGGGGCCUAUUAAUGUGAGAGCUAAUAGGAAGGAUGUGCAGUUGAAAGUGAAAGAGGAAUACAAUAAUUUCAGGGAUAGAACAGCAUUUUUGUUCCUCUGUUUGCCAUCGUUAUUACUUAUUUUAAGGUCAUGGAUUUGGGGUGGAUGCUUACCAGCAUUACCAGUUCAACUUUACCAGGCAUGGUUGCUAUAUCUCUACACUGGUUUGGCUUUGAGAGAAAACAUCUUAAGAGUUAAUGGAAGUGAUAUACGUCCUUGGUGGAUUAAACAUCAUUAUUUUGCCAUGGCUAUGGCUCUCAUCAGUCUAACUUGGGAAAUAGACCAAGGGCCUGACUGUGCUAAAAGACAGAUAGGUGUACAACUAUUUCUGAAAUGGGCAAUAAUGCAAGGAGUUGCAAUGAUUCUUCAGAACAGAUACCAAAGACAAAGACUUUAUACACGUAUUGCACUUGGCAAGGCUAGGAGGAUGGAUGUUGUUUGGGGAGAAACUGCCGGAGUUGAGGGCCAGCUACUUCUGCUAUGCCCGAUACUUUUUGUUUUGCAGGGAUUUGAAGCCUAUGUUGGUGUGUUGUUGCUUAAUACUUCUCUGAAUGGAUCCAAUUUGGAUUGGCAGGUAAUUACAUGCGGGGUUCUUCUCAUAGUCAUGGCUGUUGGAAAUUUUGCUAACACGGUGCAGACCCUAAUAACGAAAUCUAAGGUUAAGGCAAAAAUCAAGAGAGGUAAAAGCAGGCAAGAGCUGCAUCAACUGAAUCAUGGAUCAGAUGACAAGAGUUCGUAAACAGCUCGCUGUACCAAGUUUGCUUAUUUGUGCAGUUUCUUUCCUCACAGCAGGUUUUUGGCCUUUUAAUGUUUGUAAACUGUCAAGCUGUUUUAUGAUAGUAAACUUGAAUACUAGGAGUUAGAAAUCCAUAUUUGUCAUAGGAUUUCUACACUGUUUUGGUUUCAUAUAGAGAGCUUUAUCUACA
Molecule: messenger RNA, 1354 nt
Organism: Salvia hispanica
Lineage: Eukaryota; Viridiplantae; Streptophyta; Magnoliopsida; Lamiales; Lamiaceae
Cellular component (GO): membrane
Source: RefSeq, a predicted model, not a curated record